Eupeodes corollae is the source of this 2556-nucleotide messenger RNA. RefSeq lists its product as uncharacterized. The coding region runs from base 1 to 2556 and encodes 851 amino acids. The transcript has a single exon. NCBI's taxonomy places the organism in Eukaryota, Metazoa, Arthropoda, Insecta, Diptera, Syrphidae. The record is from RefSeq and is a predicted model, not a curated record. Gene Ontology annotation, biological process: DNA integration. Gene Ontology annotation, molecular function: nucleic acid binding.
AUGUCAGGUGCCAAUGAUCGUAGUGAGGUCAUUCAAAUCAAAGAAGAGACGACCAACUUGCUUUUGAGUGCAGGCUUUCACCUUCGCAAAUGGGCAUCUAAUGAUCCCACCAUCAUAGCAAACGUUCCGGAAGAAGACAAGGAAUCAUUCAUUGUUCUAGGAGACAGUGAAGUCAUCAAAGCUCUUGGAAUGGGAUGGGAUCCAAAGGAAGACACUUUUCGUUUCAGCUACAUCGAGUCUCCAAAUCACAAAUCUAACAAGCGUAGUAUUUUGUCGCAAAUUUCACAGUUCUAUGAUCCACUUGGCCUUAUGAAUCCCUUCAUCGUGAAAGCAAAGAUCUUCAUGCAAACACUUUGGAAGCUCAAACUACAUUGGGAUGAGAGUCUCCCAGAAGAUCUUCACACUCAAUGGUUGGAAUAUCGGAAUCACCUCAUUGACAUAAAUCAAAUAAAAAUCCCUCGGUAUGUAUCAACUUGCAAUAUAAACACACAAAUUCAUGGCUUUUCAGAUGCUAGUACCAAGGCCUAUGGAGCUUGCGUGUACCUCAGAACAAUAGACGAAGAUGGAGUUGUAUCGUCGAACUUGGUUUGUGCAAAAUCAAGAGUGGCACCGAUUGCAGAGACAACAAUUCCCAGACUCGAACUUUGUGCAGCACUGCUGCUGGUGGAACUUCUGGACAGAGUCAUAAGCAUUCUUGGACAGCAAAUACAGACCUACUGCUGGACUGAUUCAACGAUCGUUCUAGCUUGGCUAGCAUCUGAACCAUGUCGAUGGACCACCUUCGUGAGCAAUCGAGUCGCAAAAAUUCCAAAUUUUCCACACUUCACAUGGAAUUACAUUCCAACUUCGGACAAUCCUGCGGAUCUGGUUUCUCGAGGAGUGUUCCCACACGAACUCAUUGGCAACAAAUUUUGGUUUCAGGGUCCUAACCUUUUGCGACUAUCCGAACAAGAUUGGCCCAAACUUCACAACAAACCCGAGGAAGAAGAGAUUACUGAACAGCGGAAACAAAAUAUAGUUCUUGUUGCACAUCGCACCUUUGACAUCAUUUUAAAUUGCAAAUAUUAUAACAAUUUUUCCAAAUUAAUUCGUAUAUUUUGUUAUGUUCGCAGGCACAUUAACAACCGUGUCUUCAAAAAAACCAAGCCCAAAAUUAGUGGACCCAUAACAGCAUUAGAAUUUGACGAAACUCUCAGGUGCCUACUCUGCACGAUUCAACACAACACUUUCGCCGAGGAAAUCAAUAACCUUAAAAAAGGAAAGCCUCUUAAAUCAAGUAUACAACAACUUUCACCAUUCAUCAAAAAUGGACUUGUCCGAGUUGGAGGACGAAUAUCAAACUCAACACUACCAUAUGAUGCAAUGCACCCAAUUUUGCUGCCAAAAUCGCAUCCAUUCAUUUACACCCUCAUUCGUCAUCAUCACUAUAUCAACAAACAUGCUGGGCCUCAAACAUUGCAUAAUAUCUUGAGACAAAGAUUUUGGAUUUUGGAUGUAAAAAGCACCGUACGAGGAGUAGUUCACCGAUGUUACAUGUGCUAUCGCAAUAAGCCUGUUCUAGCGCAACAAAUAAUGGGCAACCUCCCGUGUGAAAGAGUAACACCUUCUCGACCCUUUAGCAUAACAGGACUUGAUUACUGUGGACCACUAUAUGUUUCGCAUCGCAUUCGAGGACGUGCACCCUACAAAACCUAUUUGGCAAUUUUCGUGUGCUUCAGUACUAAGGCCGUCCAUUUGGAAUUAGUAUCUGACCUUUCAACAUCUUCGUUCAUUUUGGCACUCAAGCGGUUUAUUGCGCGCAGGGGUAAGUGCAUGAAGAUAUAUUCAGACAAUGCUACUAAUUUUACAGGAGCACAUCGGGAACUUAGAGAGUUGCAUACAUUGUUCAUGUCCGAGCAGCACAACGAAAUCAUUCGUCAAGAGUGUCUUCAAGAUGGAAUUGAAUGGAGUUUUAUUCCACCACGCUCCCCCAACUUUGGAGGCCUCUGGGAGGCAGCUGUGAAGGUCGCCAAGCACCAUCUUCGACGAAUUAUUGGUCAAGCGGUGCUGUCAUUUGAAGAGAUGACAACAGUUUGCUGCCAAAUUGAGGCAGUUAUGAACAGCAGGCCUCUCACUCCAAUGUCCAGUAAUCCUAACGACUUGACAGCCCUCACACCAGGACAUUUUCUAGUUGGGUCACCACUUACCAGUAUUGCAGAACCUUGCAUUGAAGCUUGCAACAUUAGCAACCUGAAACGAUACCAAUUUCUUCAAUGGAUCCAACAAAACUUCUGGCGACGAUGGUCACAUGACUACCUUCAACAACUUCAACUUCGAAAACAAUGGAAUUCUGCACAACCUAACAUUCACAUUAACGAGCUAGUUCUUUUAAAGGAAGAUAACACACCACCUCUCAAAUGGCCAAUGGGACGAAUCGUUGAAAUCUACACAGGAGACGAUGGGAACAUACGUGUGGCUAACGUCAAAACAGCCACAGGUAUCUAUAAACGUGCGAUAUCCAAAUUGUGUCCAAUACCAAUCGAACUCGAUCCUGAAAAUACAAGCAAAGGUACAUAA